CAAAAAGCAGACGUAUGUUUCAGUGAACGACAAGUGGAGGAAGAGGACACAAGAUUCCAUCUAGAAUCUGAACUAAUACAAAGCAGGCAAACCACCCAAAACCCACCAGUAUUCACGAAAAAAAAAAAAAUGAAUAAACAACACACUCAACAUACUAAUAUAGCUCCAAUUUCAUCCACCACCCCCUUGUUUCAAUGCCAUUCUCGAUAUACGUUCUUGGCGUUUCGCGUUUAUUCUUGUUUUAUCUACGUUCGUUGAUCGGUUUUUCUUUUCUUUUCUUUUUUAUCGGGAUAAAAGGGUUGGUGGGUCAUGAAUCGCUUUCUGCACUUCCAAGUGAAACAAAUCGAUAUUAUCUAGAAGGUCUUUCUUUUUGGUUUUCUUCGGCUUCUUGGAACUGGGGAGGGUGUUAAUCUAUCUGGGUUCGUCCUUACUUUCGUUCUAUUUGUUCGGAGAAUGUACUUUCUUUGAUUGCAAGACAAGCCAGCAUGGAUUUGGCGGGUGUGAUCCUUAACCAGCCAAUCAAGAAAGAUUCAUGGAAGACAGUGCUAAUAUUGGCUUAUCAGAGCUUGGGCGUUGUCUAUGGAGAUUUAAGUACUUCUCCUUUAUAUGUAUACAAAAGCACCUUUGCUGAGGAUAUCAAGCAUUCAGAGACUAAUGAGGAAAUAUAUGGGGUUUUGUCCUUCGUGUUCUGGACACUCACGCUGGUGCCGCUACUCAAGUAUGUGUUUAUCGUGCUUAGAGCUGAUGAUAAUGGUGAAGGUGGGACUUUUGCUUUGUAUUCAUUGCUAUGCCGGCACGCCCGAGUCAACGCAUUGCCCAAUUGUCAACUCGCCGAUGAGGAACUAUCGGAGUACACAAAACACGGGAUUGAAUCUGAUAAGGGAAGUAUAGGGUGGAGGUUAAAGUCGACAUUGGAGAAGUAUAGAGUGCUGCAAAAGUUACUGCUUGUUCUGGCUUUGAUUGGGACUUGUAUGGUUAUUGGAGAUGGGGUGCUCACACCAGCAAUUUCUGUGUUUUCGGCUGUGUCCGGGCUGGAGCUUUCCAUGUCAAACGAGCACCACCGAUAUGUUGAAGUCCCAGUUACUUGUAUCAUACUGGUCUUCUUGUUUGCUCUCCAGCAUUAUGGGACCCAUCGGGUGGGGUUCCUCUUUGCACCUGUUGUGAUUACAUGGCUUUUAUGCAUCAGUGCCAUUGGUGUGUAUAAUAUCUUCCAUUGGAAUCCCAAUGUUUACCAAGCGCUCUCUCCCUACUACAUGUACAAAUUUUUGAAGAAGACACAACGGGGAGGUUGGAUGUCCCUAGGUGGAAUUCUUUUGUGUAUAACAGGCUCAGAAGCUAUGUUUGCUGAUCUGGGACACUUCUCACAGUUGUCUAUUAAGAUUGCUUUCACCUGUAUGGUCUACCCCUCCUUGAUCCUAGCAUAUAUGGGGCAAGCUGCUUAUCUUUCGAAGCAUCAUGCUAUUGAAAGUCACUAUCGGAUUGGAUUCUAUGUCUCUGUACCGGAGAAAAUAAGAUGGCCUGUUUUGGUAAUAGCCAUACUUGCAGCUGUGGUUGGAAGUCAAGCCAUCAUCACUGGGACUUUCUCCAUAAUCAAACAGUGCUCCGCUUUGGGUUGCUUUCCAAGGGUCAAAAUUGUCCACACGUCAUCUAAAAUACAUGGCCAAAUUUAUAUUUCGGAGAUCAAUUGGAUUUUAAUGCUGUUAUGCUUGGCUGUUACCAUUGGCUUUAGAGACACAAAACGCAUGGGCAAUGCAGCAGGUUUGGCAGUUAUUACUGUUAUGCUCGUGACGACCUGUCUAAUGUCUCUAGUUAUCGUCCUAUGCUGGCACAGAAGUGUCUUCCUAGCCAUUUGUUUUAUAUUCUUCUUCGGCUCUGUUGAAGCACUCUACUUUUCAGCAUCACUCAUCAAGUUCCUUGAAGGAGCUUGGGUCCCCAUUGCCCUCUCAUUUAUCUUCCUAAUUGUUAUGUAUCUUUGGCAUUAUGGCACACUCAAGAAAUAUGAGUUUGAUGUUCAAAAUAAGGUACCCAUCAACUGGCUCCUCAGUCUUGGUCCUCGUCUUGGAAUUGUUCGGGUUAAGGGGAUUGGACUUAUACAUACUGAGCUGGUUUCUGGGAUCCCAGCUAUUUUCUCUCACUUUGUCACGAAUCUCCCAGCUUUCCACCAGGUUGUGGUCUUCCUCUGUAUCAAAUCUGUCCCAGUGCCACAUGUCAGACCUGAUGAAAGGUUUUUGGUGGGAAGAGUUGGCCCCAAGGAGUACCGGCUUUAUAGAUGCAUAGCACGGUAUGGCUAUCGGGAUGUUCAGAAGGAUGACAACGAGUUCGAAAAGGAUCUUGUGUGUAGCAUUGCAGAAUUCAUCCGGUCAGAGAGGCCAGCAAAUGAUGAGGGAACAGAAGAUGUGGAGAAUGAUGAAUACAUGACAGUUGUGGGGAGUUCAUCAUCAAACCUAGUAGGUAUAAGAAUGUGUGAGGAUGAUGGAAAUGUUGGAGAAAUGGCAGGCACUUCGGAGUUGAGGGAGAUUCACUCCCCAAAAAAGCUUAGGAAGAGGGUGAGAUUUGUUUUGCCAAAGAGUCCACAGAUUGAUAGGGAUGCACGUGUGGAGUUGCGAGAACUAAUGGAUGCUAGGGAGGCAGGAAUGGCAUUUAUAAUGGGGCAUUCAUAUGUGAGAGCAAAGACAGGAUCCAGUCUGAUGAAGAGAGUGGUGAUUAAUCUCGGUUACGAUUUCUUAAGGAGAAACUUUAGGGAACCAACGUUUGCUCUGAGCCUUCCUUAUGCAUCCACGCUAGAGGUGGGAAUGGUGUACCAUGUUUAAUCGUGAUUGUAUCUAAUGGCGUUCCUCUCU
Carya illinoinensis is the source of this 2840-nucleotide messenger RNA. RefSeq names its product potassium transporter 8-like. Gene Ontology annotation, cellular component: membrane. Gene Ontology annotation, biological process: potassium ion transmembrane transport. The record is from RefSeq and is a predicted model, not a curated record. The transcript is spliced from 8 exons. NCBI's taxonomy places the organism in Eukaryota, Viridiplantae, Streptophyta, Magnoliopsida, Fagales, Juglandaceae. The coding region runs from base 486 to 2810 and encodes 774 amino acids. Gene Ontology annotation, molecular function: potassium ion transmembrane transporter activity.